This is a messenger RNA of Myotis brandtii (Brandt's bat), 1804 nucleotides long. It is a transcript of the gene KCNJ5, whose product is annotated as potassium channel, inwardly rectifying subfamily J, member 5. The transcript has 4 exons. Gene Ontology annotation, biological process: regulation of monoatomic ion transmembrane transport; potassium ion import across plasma membrane. Bases 270 to 1580 code for a protein of 436 amino acids. Gene Ontology annotation, molecular function: G-protein activated inward rectifier potassium channel activity. Gene Ontology annotation, cellular component: plasma membrane. The record is from RefSeq and is a predicted model, not a curated record. NCBI's taxonomy places the organism in Eukaryota, Metazoa, Chordata, Mammalia, Chiroptera, Vespertilionidae.
GAGAGAGAGAGAAAGAGAGAGGAGCCUCCAGUCCCUGCCGGAGGAGGGAGUGACCGAGGGGCUGGCGGGGAAGGGACAGGAUGGCUUGCAAGCUUCUGCCAGCAGGACCCGGCAGGGAGAGGCUCAGGCAGCGACCCAGGCUGUGGUGAUGGCUGGGGCUGCAGAGCCCCCUCCAGGGCCCCGCCCGCCCCUGCCCCGCCUCUAAGGGACACCCCAGAAGUUAGCAUCAGUGCCACUUGGAAGCAGCCACCGCAACAAGUGUCCCAGCGAUGGCUGGGGAUUCCAGGAAUGCCAUGAACCAGAACAUGGAGAUUGGAGUCACUCCCAGAGACCCCAGGAAGAUCCCCAAACAGGCUCGCGAUUACGUACCCAUCGCCACGGAUCACACCCGCCUGCUGGCCGAGGGCAAGAAGCCACGCCAGCGCUACAUGGAAAAGACCGGCAAGUGCAACGUGCACCAUGGCAACGUCCAGGAGACCUACCGGUACCUGAGCGACCUCUUCACCACGCUGGUGGACCUCAAGUGGCGCUUCAACCUGCUGGUCUUCACCAUGGUCUACACCAUCACCUGGCUCUUCUUCGGCUUCCUGUGGUGGCUCAUCGCCUACAUCCGGGGUGACCUGGACCACGUCGGGGACAAAGAGUGGAUUCCCUGUGUCGAAAACCUCAGUGGCUUCGUGUCGGCCUUCCUGUUCUCCAUCGAGACGGAAACCACCAUCGGGUACGGCUUUCGGGUGAUCACGGAGAAGUGCCCGGAGGGUAUCAUCCUCUUGAUGGUGCAGGCCAUCCUGGGCUCCAUCGUCAACGCCUUCAUGGUGGGCUGCAUGUUCGUCAAGAUCAGUCAGCCCAAGAAGAGAGCCGAGACGCUCAUGUUCUCCAACCACGCGGUCAUCUCCAUGCGGGACGAGAAGCUCUGCCUCAUGUUCCGCGUGGGGGACCUCAGGAACUCCCACAUCGUGGAGGCCUCCAUCCGGGCCAAGCUCAUCAAGUCCCGGCAGACCAAGGAGGGGGAGUUCAUCCCCCUGAACCAGACCGACAUCAACGUGGGCUUUGACACCGGGGACGACCGCCUCUUCCUCGUGUCGCCGCUCAUCAUCUCCCACGAGAUCAACGAGAAGAGCCCUUUCUGGGAGAUGUCCCGGGCCCAGCUGGGUCAAGAGGAGUUUGAAAUCGUGGUCAUUCUAGAAGGGAUGGUGGAGGCCACAGGCAUGACUUGCCAAGCACGGAGCUCCUACAUGGAUACAGAGGUGCUCUGGGGCCACCGGUUCACGCCAGUCCUCACCUUGGAAAAGGGCUUCUAUGAGGUGGACUACAACACCUUCCAUGACACCUAUGAGACCAACACGCCCAGCUGCUGUGCCAAGGAGCUGGCGGAAAUGAAGCAGGAAGGCCGGCUCUUCCCGUGCCUCCCCAGCACCCCCCUGCCGGGAAGCUGUGCGAAAGCAGAGCUGGAUGCUGAGGCUGAGCAGGAUGGAGAGGACCAGCCAGAGGGGCUGAAUGGGUCCCGGGAGACCAGGGGCUUGGUAGAGCCUGUGGCAGCUCCAGGGAGAAAGGAAGCCGGGGUUCAGAGGGCCAGAUGAGCCCGUCGGGGUCCAACAGGGGUUGGGGAGAGGGGGGAGAGGGGAGAGGGAAGGACAGCAGAGAGAAGAGCAAGCAAGCAGCAUUUUUAAGUAAAAGCAUCAGCACCGAUCGUUGACUGAGGUGUCUGACUUCAGGGCUCAGCACAUCUUUGUUAACCAGUGAAUUAGGGGGUGGGAGGCAAAAACGAGAGGUGACUGCAGGGGCAGCUGCACCUUCAAGCCCA